Molecule: messenger RNA, 2815 nt
Organism: Mercenaria mercenaria
Lineage: Eukaryota; Metazoa; Mollusca; Bivalvia; Venerida; Veneridae
Exons: 2
Coding region: 150-1793 (547 amino acids)
Source: RefSeq, a predicted model, not a curated record
AGCUUAUAACAGGUAGUGCGUAAAAGCUAUGCUAUCGAUUUUUACGAUAAAAUAGCAUGUUAUACAAGAGAACGCAAUUAUGAUCUCAUAAACGUUGAGCUUUGAACAUUUUGCAAGCAGGACAUGUCUUAACGGACUUUUUAUAAACAAUGGGAAGAAAAAAGAGGAUAUUACAAUGGAUCAUAGAGAAAGUAAAACAGUUGAAGUGUGGUCAACCAGGCUUCGUUACAACGGUAACACAGCUAUAUCAUUUCCUGAAAAAGAAGUAUAAAAAGGAAACAGUUCCCUCAAAGAAACACAAGAUCAAAGAAGCUCUAAGAUACUUGGAGAGUGAAAUGUGCCGAGAAAUUAUCCCUGAUACUAGAGAAAAAAAUAAAGCUUCUAGUAAGUUAGGAAAAGAGUACAAAGAAACAUUCACAGCAGAGACUGUAACAAAAACUGGAUCAAAUUUCAAAUGUGGUAAAAAUACGUUAAGGGAAAAUGGAACAACAAAUACAUCAAAUAUAUCUGGUGACAGACAAAGUAAAACAGGAUAUUUCAAUGCUAGCAGACAAGUGCUGUCCAAAUAUACAGAGGAAUAUUCACAGAGGAAUAAAGAACUGAAAUCUGUAUCAGAAAUUGACAAAAGUAAGUCAAGUAACUCUUGCCGUGGACAGAUAGAAUCAAAGAGUUAUGAGUCUAAUAACGAAGCCAAUUUCUUUGAACAAAAACAGGAAUGUACAGAAAAUAAUAAGACAAGUAGGAAAAGCAAUGUCAUUAAGAGGUCGAAUGCAAAUGAGGACAAGCAAGACUACAGGAACAAAGCAACAGUUUUGUUUAAUAAAAUUAGUGGAGUUACUAACAACAAGACUGAGGAGAUUGAUAAAAAGAAAUGUAAUGAAACUGAAGAGGAAACGGGAGAAAAAUUAUAUGAUUCUAAAGAAAAUACUAACAGUAACUCAAGGCUUCAGCUCGAAUAUAUUAAAGGAUUUCCAACAAGACCUGGAUAUAACAUAACAUAUACUAGCUUCGUGGUAUGGUGCAGAAAUGAGAUGGAAAACCAUGCAAGAAAUAUAAGAAAUUGUGAAAUCAAUUACUAUAUUCAAGCGCUGAAAAUAUCCAGCAACCAAGGAAGAAAUUUGUCUGUAACAGAUAUAUCAUCUGAUAACACAAAACGUUUUUUAUCUUUAGCAGAAGAUAGAAAGCAUUCUAUCCUUUAUGAUAAAGAAAUGGCUUGUUAUUCGGAAACUCAGAAAAGUUCUAGACAUAAAGCGUCGAAUAUUCGAAAUCGAAAGUAUACUAUUUUUGAUUUAGAACUCAUAUCAAAUACAAAUUAUCGUAUCGAAAUAAGAGAGGCGCUAGAAUCAAUUUGCUGUGUACGGAUUGCAGAGCAUUUGGGUUUACAUUUAUCAAACAAGACUACAUGGAUCAGUGUGUUGAACUGUUGGCAAAUUGAGACAAACCGGCAUUACAAAGGGGAAACCUCGUAUUUGUUUCAAGUAUAUCUGCCGAAUGGCUCGACCCAAACGUUAUGUGACCUGAGAUCGAGUGGCCAGAACUUGCAUAUUCAAGUUCUUUCCGUUUCCUCUUUAAAGUCCUCUUCUGCCAUAGAUUCAAACACUUUAAAAACAAUAUCUACUCAAAUGAACGUGGUUAGGGCGGAGUACUUCGAGAGUGCUAUGCGUGAAAGUGCAAGGAUUCAGGUUCAGUUGACUUAUACUAACAUUUACACACUGGAUAACCGAAUCCCUACAGCGGUACCCAUUUACAUAGAUGGCUUCAUACACAGAAAGGACAUGUGCCGAAGCCUUUGAAAAUACUGCACAAAACUAGCUCAGUAUUGACUUGGAUGAAAUCGGUGAUUGUGUAGAAACUGGAGAGUUCGGUGCACGUAAAUACAAGGAUACAACUUGAGUUGACCUUGAUACAAAUUCACAAACCAGAAACAUGGAUGACGGUUUAUUGACAAAAGUAGAAUAUGGACGGCUAUGUCAUAGUGUAAAACAUUUGUUUGGCCGUUGGUCUUAUAUACAUGUAAUUUGAUGUUUUUCAUAAUAUAAAAAUAAUCAUUAUCCCAUAUGACUGUCUUUAGAACUUAAAUGGCAAUUUCCCCAGAGCGACUUGUGACCAACAAUAAUUAUUUAGAAGGUGUCUAAAAGAUAUUUGUAAGUGAUGCUAUGUAUCAUAAUCUUUAUGGCGGAAAUAUUUGUGUAUUGUAUUAUCAUUGUUUCUUUCUUUUGGCAUAUCUGGAAAAGCAGAAAUGCUAUAAAACAGCAGAAUAGACCUGAACGAAUACUAUAUGUAUCUGUCUAUCAAAAAUUCUAAUUACAAUUUCUAUAGAAAACUGACAAAUCUUUUUUGUAUGAACUAAAGAAAUAAUUUCAUUAACUUGUCCAUACUAGUCACUAUAUUAUCACUUGCUUUUUCAUUUUGACUAAGAUUUAUACAAAUGCGACUAACAACAGUAAUUUUGCACUAUACGGUUUUUUUGGUUUACUGAUGAAAUUGUUAUAGUAUGUUACAAUCUCAGAAUUUGUAAGAAAAAAAAAGAGGUUCAGCAUUUGAGCACCCCAGGAAAAGUCCAUUGUAUAGUUUUUAUACUAAGCCUAAGUUUUAUACUAGAUCAUUUCAUUUGUUGAUCUAUGCUCAUAUUUUGCUAAAGCAUAAUAAUACUUUAUUGAAAUACUUUCAUCUAUAAGAAAGAUCUGUUAAUGGCAAUAGAUUAAUUAUGAAUAAACUGUAUCAGUCCUGACCCGUUAAACCGUAGACUGAAAAUAAAUCAUUUUAUUGACGCAUGAUUGUAACUAUUCUGCAUAAAAAUAUAUUUUGUCUAUUU